CAGGAGGAGGAUUAGACCCUGCUAUCUAUCUGCAAUAGCUCACUCACUAAAAGCUGUGAUUUCAUAUCAGUGGAGUGGCAGUCUUCGCCCAGAGCGUUUCCCUCUGGAGUCUAUCUUACUCAUCACCGUCACCAACCAUUCACUCAUCAAUCCAUACAUCUGUGCAACCAACCUCUCUCCACCGGAUCCGCCGGGCGGCAGACGACGCAUAUCACCACUUACUUCCACCAUACCUAUCUAAAUCAUUCUUGCCUUAUCACUCUAGUCUCGCCCAUCAUGAGUUAUAGAUAUCCCCACCAGGACGACUCGGACGAGAACGGAUAUGGCGAGAGUCUCCAGCAGGCGUCAGGGAGUCAGCCCCAUAUCCGAAACGAUAGCAAUGAUGAUAGUGAUGACGAUGACCUUUUCGAGCCAGCAGCGGAGGAAUCAGAAGCUCUAAACUUCGAAACGACAGAGGACGACGAUGAAGAUAACGACGACGAUGAUGAAGAUGAAGAUGAUCCGGACUACGAGGGUGACGAUGACGAGUUUCACGAUGCUGAGCAAGGAUACUCGGUAGAAGUGGUCAUCGGUCAGGUUGGAGGGAACGAGGAAGAAGAUGACGACGACGACGAUGAGGGCGAGGAAGAAACAGCGCGGACAACAACCAUCUCGCUGGGCACCCUUGGCCGCUUAUUUGGUGGGAAUGUACUCUCGAGGCCUCAAUUGCUGGCUCUGCUUCAGGGCCGCGACCUAGGCCAGAUCUUUGGAGAGGACGACAAUGAGGACCACUACUGGGCCCGGCGCCGGCGCCGAAACCCUCCCGACCCGAAUCGCUUCCCCAAGGUUCCGAGCGAGGAGGGUCGCAAGCUCAUGGACUCGGGCGCCUUCGGCUCGACCGACCGGCUGGAUCCUCCAAAGAAGAGGCUCGCCCGCCGCGUCCUCGACCGCGAGCUGGGCAUCGGCUGGGGCCGCACCGCCCAGUCGGCCAUGGCGCAGCAGAUGAUCCCCUCCUCGGAGGCGGACCUGCUUAUCCACUACCACGCGCCCGUCUAUUGCGGGCAGUUCUCCCAGGACGGCAACUUUUUCUACGCCUGCGUAAAGGACUUCAAGGUCCGCAUGUACGACACGAGCAACCCGUACAACUGGCGGUACUACAAGACGGCCAGCUUCAACUGGGGCCAGUGGACCCUGACCGACGCACACCUGUCGCCCGACAACCGGUGGCUCGCCUAUACCUCCCUUCAGUCCCACGUUGCCUUCGCCCCCACCGAUCCCAACGACAAAGGUGACCCGUACCAGCUCGACCUCGCCGGCGGCGGCGUAGUCGAUGCUACCAACGGCCGCCCGGCUCCGACGUGGGCCCGGCGGAAUAGGGACAACUUCGCCAUCUGGUCCAUCCGGUUCAGCGGCGACGGCAGAGAGCUGAUCGCCGGCAACAACGUCGCCUCGAUCGUGGUGUACGACAUCGAGUCCCGCCGCGUGUUGCACAACAUUGUGGGCCACGAGGACGACGUCAACGCUGUGGCCUUUGCCAAUCCCAAAGACCCGCACAUCAUCUACUCGGGCUCUGACGACCAGGUGAUCAAGGUGUGGGACAGGCGCAGCAUGGCAGACGGCCGCGCGGCGGGCGCCUUUGUCGGGCACUGCGAGGGGCUGACGUACAUCGACAGCAAGGGCGACGGGCGGUAUAUCCUCUCCAACAGCAAGGAUCAAACCAUGAAGCUGUGGGACCUACGCAUGGCCAUGUCCACGGAGCAGUACGCGCGGCUCAACCCGCGCAGGCACACGAUGCACACCACCUAUGACUACCGCAUGGAGGAGUACGAUCAGGACGACUGGUUUCCGCACCCUGACGACAACUCCGUGGUCACCUUCCGCGGGCACAAGGUCCAGGGCACCCUCAUCCGCUGUCACUUUUCGCCUCCCGGGAGCACCGACAGCAGGUAUGUGUACUCGGGCAGCCACGACGGCAAGGUGUACGUCUGGAACAUGGAUGCGACGCUGGAGAAGACCAUCGAUGUGGGCAUGUCCACGCACUGGAACGGCCGCGUGCCUGGCGGUGGCAGGGCGUGGAGGAGUCGUCCGACCAACCAUUGGAACUGUUGUGUGCGCGAGCCCUCUUGGCACCCCAACGCACCCAUCAUGGCUGCAUCCUCCUGGGGCGGAUACGAUAUGAGCUUUGGAUCGGUGUCGGUACAUUCGUGGAACGAGAAUUCGGAAGACGAUGCGGAUCCCCCUAUGCGCCACAGGGUCAACGAUCAGCUGGCAGCCGAGUGGCUUGCAGACUCAUAAGUUUGUAUGACAUUGGAGUGUGAAUAUUUCAAAAGGCUGGAGGAACUGGCCUGGAUACUUUUGAAGUCUGGAUGUGGGUACCAUUGCAAGGUUCGAAUGUGGAAACAUAUACAUGUGAGGAUUCAUCAGGAGCAAAAACAAUAAAGAGGACAGGGCGGCAGCAUCAAUCUGCGUUUUAGGACCAAAGAAGGGUGGGAGGACGGCUGGGGCCGUGCGGGUGUGUGUGUGUUGAAGGUGCACACAGCAAAACGCCAUGUACCCGUCAAGACUGAACUCAGUUGGACUCAAUAUGGAGAGGCAGGAAAAUGGCUGUUUAUAUUCUCUCCUCCAGGUGGUCAUCACCAUUUUCCCUCGUUCUUCUUCUGUCUUCCUAGCAUUAUGUCCACAUUCAUUUUGAUGAAAGCCGCAUCAUCAAGCAAGCCAUGAAUAUAAUGCAGCUGACAACCCCUGUCCUCCAAGAAAGAAAAGAAACAACAUCAGAC
Molecule: messenger RNA, 2756 nt
Organism: Cryphonectria parasitica EP155
Lineage: Eukaryota; Fungi; Ascomycota; Sordariomycetes; Diaporthales; Cryphonectriaceae
Gene: Tup1
Product: putative Tup1, general repressor of transcription
Exons: 5
Coding region: 277-2274 (665 amino acids)
Biological process (GO): proteasome-mediated ubiquitin-dependent protein catabolic process
Cellular component (GO): Cul4-RING E3 ubiquitin ligase complex
Molecular function (GO): protein binding
Source: RefSeq, a predicted model, not a curated record